AACAAAUUUAUUAUUUUUAAACUCCGAGAAUCAAAGAAAGAGAGAAUUGACAUGUUUCUAAAAUUGGCAGAAUGGAGCACAUGAAAAUUAAGGAGGUAGCAUGUCAAGCGAAAGUGAUUGGCACCGUAGUAACGUUUGGAGGAACCUUGCUUAUGGCACUCUACAAAGGCCCCGUCCUUAGUUUCAUGAGAUCUUCGAGCAGCCAUGCCAGCCAAACUGAGAACGUGAGCAACCCCACCGGCAACCAUUGGGUCAUAGGAACAGUGUUCCUCCUCAUUGGUUGUGCAGGUUUCUCUGCAUUUUACAUAUUAUUGUAAUUAAUUAUUGUAAUUAAGUUUCACAUAUUAUUAUAAGAUGAAAUGUCUAUGAAUAUCUUUGGAGAAAUUAAUGAUUGGUGUUAUGUAGGCCAUAACAUUGAGAAAAUACCCAGCAGAGAUGUCGGUGGCCACUUGGGUUUGCUUUGUAGGAACACUUCAAAGCUCUGUUGUUGCAAUCUUGGCAGAACGCCAGCAACCUCAUGCUUGGUCACUUGGUUGGGACACACGACUCUUUGCCCCUGCUUACGCGGGAAUAGUUACAUACAAGGCAUGGUCAUAAAAUCCAUGGGUCCAGUUAUUGUGACUGCUUUCAAUCCUCUGCGUAUGAUAAUUGUUACCGGCUUGGCCUGCAUCAUCCUAUCUGAGCAACUCUACCUUGGAAGGUACUACUACAAUGCUUUCAUUCUCCACAUUUUCUUUUUUUCUCUUUACUGACCCUAUAUGAUAUAUCAGUAUUAUUGGAGCGAUCGUUGUUGUGCUGGGGCUUUACCUAGUAGUGUGGGGAAAAGCUAAAGAACGCAGAGGUCUCACGCCACC
Vigna unguiculata (cowpea) is the source of this 854-nucleotide messenger RNA. Its product is annotated as WAT1-related protein At4g08290-like. NCBI's taxonomy places the organism in Eukaryota, Viridiplantae, Streptophyta, Magnoliopsida, Fabales, Fabaceae. The record is from RefSeq and is a predicted model, not a curated record.